Messenger RNA from Dreissena polymorpha, 1548 nucleotides. RefSeq lists its product as uncharacterized. NCBI's taxonomy places the organism in Eukaryota, Metazoa, Mollusca, Bivalvia, Myida, Dreissenidae. The record is from RefSeq and is a predicted model, not a curated record. Gene Ontology annotation, molecular function: nucleic acid binding. The transcript has a single exon. Gene Ontology annotation, biological process: DNA integration. Bases 1 to 1548 code for a protein of 515 amino acids.
AUGAAAACGUCUGUUGGUAGCAAUGCUCGCUUGGAAACAGACCGUUUUGAGCGCUUCUCAUCUUGGAGUAGAUUACUGCUUGCUCUAAGUGUUCUAGUGCAUGUUGUUUCGUCUUUCAAGAAGUGUUGUAGUCAGAGAGGUUGGCAUAGAUGUUCCAUCUCUAGUUCCCCAGAGAGUAAGUCUAGAGCUACUGAGGUUGUGCUCCGAGAAGUUCAGUAUGAUUGCUUCAAAGCAGAAGUUGAUGCUCUUUCCUCACAGAGCCCUGUAGGUAGUAGUAGUACUCUGGUUACAUUGGAUCCAUUUCUGGAUGAUGUAGGAUUGCUGCGAGUUGGUGGACGCCUGCGUCAGGGUGACUUUCCAAUAGAAGAGAAACACCCCAUAAUCUUAGCCGCAAAACACCAUGUCACUAAGUUGCUCAUACGUCACUACCAUGAAUCCGUUCAGCACCAAGGGCGCUUAUUCACUGAAGGUGCAGUAAGGCAGGCAGGUUAUUGGAUUGUUGGAGGUAAACGUGCCAUUUCCUCUCUCCUUUUCAAUUGUGUGACUUGUAAGAAGCUUAGGGGUAGCUUUGAGAAACAAAAGAUGUCCGACUUACCCUCAGACAGGUUACAGCAAAACGCACCUUUUUCAUAUGUAGGUGUAGACUGUUUUGGCCCUUGGCAAGUUGUAUCGCGUAAGACUAGAAGCUCACAGGCGAGCGCUAAACGUUGGGCAGUGCUUUUCACUUGUCUCUCUGUACGUGCAGUUCACAUAGAGGUAGUCGAUGAAAUGUCAUCAUCAGCAUUCAUAAAUGCUCUUAGACGCUUGAUCGCCAUUCGAGGCCCAGUUAAGAUGUAUCGUUCAGAUCGUGGUACAAACUUUGUAGGUGCUACGGACCACAUUGGAGUAGAUGUGAUUAAUGUAGAAGACGGAGACACUAAAGACUUCAUUGCAAAAACAAAUAGUGUUUGGGUGUUCAAUUCCCCCCACAGUUCACAUAUGGGGGGUAUAUGGGAAAGAAUGAUAGGGGUUUCCAGACGCAUAUUAGAAUCCAUGCUGUCGAACACUCAUACCCUUACCCAUGAUGUCCUAGCCACACUUAUGGCAGAGGUUAGCGCAAUAAUCAAUUCUCGCCCCAUAGUACCUGUAUCCACUGACCCAGAGUGUCCUGAAGUUUUGAGUCCAUCUGCACUUCUCACUAUGAAACUUGAUCUUGACCAACAACCAGUUGAUGAAAUGUCCCUUAAGGACCUGUACAAAGACCAAUGGAAAAGGGUCCAGUAUCUUGCAAACCAAUUUUGGUUAAGGUGGAGAAAAGAGUUUCUCCAAUCCCUGCAAACAAGGCCUAAAUGGCAUCAUGAUCAAAGUCCCUUAAAGGUCAAUGACAUAGUCCUCCUGAGAGAUUACGACGUACCCCGCAAUUGUUGGCCCAAGGGACGGGUGAACAAAAUCUUUCCAAGCACAGACGGAAAGAUUCGCAAAGUUGAAUUGUGUAUCAUAAAUGCCGAAGGAAAACAGAGUUUCCUUGUAAGACCCAUUGUUGAGAUGGUAUUGCUUGUGAGAUAUUAG